Molecule: messenger RNA, 2155 nt
Organism: Morus notabilis
Lineage: Eukaryota; Viridiplantae; Streptophyta; Magnoliopsida; Rosales; Moraceae
Exons: 10
Coding region: 330-1691 (453 amino acids)
Molecular function (GO): protein binding
Source: RefSeq, a predicted model, not a curated record
UCUUUCACUCGCUCGUUCGGUACAAAGCCUUGCUCUAGACGCUUCUCUUUUCUUUUCGUCUUUCACUACUUGAUACUUCUCUUCUGAUUCGAGUCUUCAUCAAAGUUUCUUUUGACUGUGCUCGUCUGCCCGAAGCUUUUUUUCUGUUUGUUUACCGGGAAAAAGUGUACGUGCGUUGAUUUUCCGACUCCUGUCUUGGUUCUUUUGCUUCCUUUGUCUUCCUUCUGAUAGAAAAAAAAAGGCAGUUCUUUGAUUGGGUCCAAUCUCUUCGUCUUCUGGUUCUUCGGCUGAUUAUCCCACAUUUUUCAUAGAAUUCUAAUUGUAGGAAAAUGGCGCACUUUCUAAACGACGAUCUUGAGUACGUCGUUGAUGACUACUACGACGUCGCUGAAUUCGAAGAAGAUCCUUUUCCUGAAAACCAUCCCCAUAAGAACGGCGAUGGCGAUUAUUUCGACUCCGAUUUCGAGGAUGACUUUGAUUCGUCUUUACAGAGCAAGCCAAAGACGGAUACUUCAGCUUUGGAAGCUAGAAAUGGGAAAGAUAUACAGGGAAUUCCAUGGGAGAGGCUCAAUUUUACUAGAGAUAAGUACCGCGAGACGCGAUUGAGGCAGUACAAGAACUACGAGAGUCUCACUCGCUCCCGCGAACAACUCGAAAAGGAUUGCUUGGAAGUGGAGAAGGGGAUGGCCUUCUUUGACUUUCAUUUCAAUACAAGACUUGUCAAAUCCACAAUUGUACAUUUCCAGCUGAGGAAUUUGCUGUGGGCAACAUCAAAGCAUGAUUUAUACCUUAUGCAGAACUAUUCUGUAAUGCAUUGGUCAUCCUUGCUCAGGAGGGGCAAAGAAGUACUAAAUGUGGCGAAGCCAAUUGUGCCAACUCUGAAGCGCCCUGGAUUGUUAGAACAGUCACUUUCUCGAGUGCAGAUAAGCACCAUGGCUGUUAAGGACAAUCUAAUGGUAGCUGGAGGCUUCCAGGGUGAGCUUAUUUGCAAGUACUUGAACCAUCCAGGAGUUGCUUUCUGCACAAAGUUAACAACAGAUGAGAAUGCGAUUACCAAUGCGGUGGAAAUUUACUGCGAUCCCAGCGGCCCGAGAAGAGUUAUAGCUGCGAACAAUGAUGCUCAAGUUAGAGUUUUUGAUGCUGAGAACUUUGCUUUCCUUAAUCAAUUCUCUUUUGAUUGGUCUGUGAAUAACACUUCUGUAAGUCCUGAUGGAAAGUUGCUUGCUGUCCUUGGUGAUAGCGCUGACUGCUUGAUUGCCGAUGCCCAAUCUGGAAAAGUUACUGCGAGCCUCAAAGGGCACUUGGACUAUUCUUUUGCCUCAGCUUGGCACCCAGAUGGACGUAUUCUGGCUACUGGGAACCAGGACACUACCUGCAGAUUGUGGGACAUAAGGAACCUUUCGGAGUCUCUAGCAGUGAUUAAGGGAAGAAUGGGGGCGAUAAGAGCUGUCAAGUUUACUAAUGAUGGCCGGUUUCUGGCAAUGGCCGAGCCUGCGGACUUUGUUCAUAUCAUCGAUACUCAAUCUGGGUAUGUCAAAGGACAAGAGAUUGACAUAUUUGGUGAAAUUGCUGGAAUAUCCUUCAGCCCCGACACCGAAGCUCUCUUUGUUGGCGUUGCGGAUCGCACAUAUGGUAGUUUGUUAGAGUUCAACAGGAGACAUUUCAACCAAUAUCUAGAAACGAUUUUCUGAAGUCCAUUCAUUGGCAAAUACAAGUGUACAUUUGACAGAGAACUUGCGUAGCUAAGUUUGCAGAUGUAGUGUUUGUAUAGUUAAUAGAUAGGCCAGGACCAUUGGGGGAGCUUAUUAUAGCUUGUACUCCCUCCAUAAUUCUUGAAGACUCGGUAGUUCCUUUGGUGGGUUAUUCUUUUGAACUCUGUGAUUUUAUUUUUUCGCCUUUGUAAAGCCCGUUGCGGUUGCUUUUGUAUAUUGUAUAGCCUAUCGUUCCUUUCCCUUUCCAAAACACUCGUUAGUUUUCGGCGUGUAGAUUUCUAUGGAUAUAAAACAGCAUAAACAAAAUCGUUCGUUCAAUGUUGUGGAGUAAGGAUAUGAUAUUAGAUAUGUAAGAAGACGUAGGAUCUUCCGUUCUUCCUCUCGACUAUCCAUUUUUAUUGUGGAAACUGUAAUGAAAACGACCUACAAAUGCUUUAUGAGCA